ACUCGAGUUUUGAAGAAAUUUUCGGAGAUUAAAAGUCAUCAUCAAGAGGCGCAGAAGAAGAGUUCAAAAUUGAUUCAAAGUGGGGAGUUCUAAGCAUAAAAAGUAUGAAUCUAGACUUGAAAUGGGAAAAACUAAGAAAUCCCAUUCCAAAUAGGAUUAGGUUAUUAUCUUAGGGAUUUAGAUUGGAUGUUAGAAGCACAUUAGGAUUAGGUUUUCUUUUUGUCUAUGAAAAAGGGCUUUGGCCACCCAAGGGGGCAAGGAAAAAUUGCAGAGGUUGAGAGUGAGCGGAGAGAUCAAGAAGGAAAAAAAAAAAAAAGAGGAGAAAUCCAAGAGCUGAGAGGGAGAAACAGAGGAGAAACAGCAGAAGAAGGAAGAUAUAGGGAGUUUCUCUACUUCAGUUUGAUGAUGAUCUAUCAGGUGCUUGAGGAUGGUGUUCUAGGUGGUGUCUAUAUUUCAACUCCCAUAUGUUAUGCCUGCCCAACUGAAGCCCAGUGGCAUGAAAUAUCUUAGAUAAAUGCAGGGGCUAGCUUUUACAUUGUUGGUAGAGACCCUGCUGGAAUGUGGCCAUCAACUGCGAGAAAAGAGAUUCACAUGAUGCUUGAUCAUGGAACAAGGUAUAUAUUAAGCACAGUUCUGGGACUUAAAUGACCAAAUAUCCUUCCUUUCAAGGUUGCUGCGUCUGAUAAGAAUAAGGAUAACUGACAUUAUUUGAUUCAACAAAGGGUUCAAAACUUCUUCAUAUUGGGCACCAAGGUACCUUUUCUGCACAUACUCCUGAGAGUCAUUUUGCUUCAGUGAUUGGAAAGUGCUUAUUGAAUGUUACAAUAAUAACUUAUUCAUCUUUGCAGUAUGUUGCAUAUUGAUUUUUGAUAAUGCUUCUGAUUACAUUCAAGCAAAAGUUAAACAUGUUGAGCUAUCCAUGUCAAAAGAAUCAAGUUAUUUUGUUAUA
This is a messenger RNA of Rubroshorea leprosula, 949 nucleotides long. The record is from the annotation of a GenBank genome assembly. NCBI's taxonomy places the organism in Eukaryota, Viridiplantae, Streptophyta, Magnoliopsida, Malvales, Dipterocarpaceae.